UUGUUGCGCAUGUCAUUUGCCAAUUUUUCUCUCACGAGUUUUUAUUCUUCUUUUAUUCUCUUUGCCGUCAUCAGCAUUCGCACAUCAAACGAACAAAAAUAAACAAAUAAUAAAUUAAAAAGAGACGAAAUUCGCAAAUUCAUUGAUUGUUUCACUUUUAUUUCACGCGAGUUGUCGAGAACAUCGAGUUUAUCUCAAAAAUCGGAAAAAAUAAAAAAAAAACUCUGAACAUAUGUUUUACUGAACUUCAGCUCAAAGCAGUCAGAAGCACAAACUCCCCAAACGCAACAACCAGUCGCGGUACCUGUCAGCACAGCACAACGCAGCAACAUGGAAGAAAUCGGCUCGACACGUAAUUUGGUGAAUUUUCGUCUGCUCUACAUAAUUUCCCAGCUGAUUGGAGUCGUGAUAAUUGUACUGAUGAUCUCCUGGAUCGGCAUCCAUCUCAACGGACUUGCGUGGACCGCGACGCCGAGCGUGCAGUUCAAUUGGCAUCCGCUUCUCAUGACAAUCGGCAUGAUUUUCCUCUACGGCAACUCGAUUCUCGUUUAUCGCGGAUUCCGACAUGCCCGCAAACGUCCGUUGAAACUCACGCAUGCCGCAUUGCAUGCCGCCGCCUUCCUCUUUACCGUAAUUGCGCUCGUGGCGGUCUUCGAUUCGCACAAUUUGGCAAAUCCGCCGAUUCCGAACAUGUAUUCGUUGCAUUCGUGGGUCGGUUUGAGUGCCGUGCUGAUUUUCUCCAUGCAAUAUGUCGUGGGAUUCGUGACAUUCCUCUUUCCGCAGCUGAAGGACGUGAUGCGGGAGAAAAUUAUGCCGUUCCAUGUCAUUUUCGGGAUUCUCGGGUUCGUGAUGGCGAUUUGUGCUGCAUUGCUCGGCUUAUCGGAGAAGGCGUUUUUCCAUAUCAAAAACAUUUCCGAACUACCAAGUGAAGGACUUCUCGUCAACUCCAUCGGAAUGUGCAUGAUUUUCUACGGAGCAAUUGUCGUUUUUCUCGUCACGGAACGUCAAUUUAAGCGAGAGCCGUUGCCCGAAGACACAAUGCUACUCACUGGAGGCAAUUCAGACUAAACUUGAAUUAAUCACGAAUAAUUUUACAAAAGAUUUAAACGCAUGUUCCAGCCUAAUAUGAUGUAUCAACGAUAAAAAGACGAUCAGAAAAUACAAAAAUAUAUUGAAUUACAAAAAAAAAAUAUAAAUAUAAAAUACUUACCAAAAAUAGCCAAAAUAUUUUCUUAAUGUGAAAUGACUCUAUGAAUGUUGAUUCAAAAUAAUAAAAAUA
Molecule: messenger RNA, 1279 nt
Organism: Culicoides brevitarsis
Lineage: Eukaryota; Metazoa; Arthropoda; Insecta; Diptera; Ceratopogonidae
Product: plasma membrane ascorbate-dependent reductase CYBRD1
Exons: 3
Coding region: 331-1068 (245 amino acids)
Molecular function (GO): oxidoreductase activity
Source: RefSeq, a predicted model, not a curated record